CUCUGACGUUUUGGUUUUCCCUAUGCACAUAGGGCCAUUAAAGCGUGAACCCACUGGUACAUGUAACACUUGUAAAUUAUCCCAGCACCAAAAUGUUCGGGCACCUGUCGAUCUCCGUGGCGUUUCUGCUGAUAGUAGGUGCAAGUCCAGUAAAGGCAGACAAUCAUGGAAAGUGUGUCAUGUACGGACAAUGUAAACAAACUCCUAGAGGGGCACUUCCCUGUACCAACAGUGACCCCGCGAGAACUCUUCAAGACCCCAAAGCUCUGCAGAUUUUGAAAGACUUAUGCCCGGAUCUGUAUGCAGGUGGUAACACAAAGACCUGUUGUGAUGCAAACCAGCUGGAAAGCAUGAACAAAAAUAUAGGACUCAUCAAGCAGAUUUUCUCUAGAUGCCCUUCUUGUCUACACAAUUUUAUGAACAUGUUUUGUCAAAUGACAUGCAGUCCAACACAAAGCACGUUUCUCAAAGUCACCAGUAAUGACAGUCGAUCAGUGCGCUCCUUGGAUUACGUCAUAUCACGUGAUUUUACCUACGGAAUGUUUAAUUCUUGCAGAAAUGUCAAAUUACCUAGUGCAGGCGAUAAAGCUUUAUCAGUUGUUUGUGGCAGAUCAGCCAAGUAUUGCACACCAGAAAGUCUUCUAAACUAUCUUGGUUCUACGUCAAAUGGUAACACACCAUUCGAUAUUUCGUUCACCAUAUCGAACAAGAAUGUAACGAUUGGAAAAGAGGUUUAUCAUCCAAUGAACGAAACAACAUCACGCUGUUUAGAUACGUGUUCCAAGACAGACUGUGGCGUCCCUAAGCUACCCGAACCACUUCCCUGCCCAGGUGGUUCGUGUUUUAAAGGACAUAUAAGGCCAAUUUACAGACAAGAGCAGGUCGUUAUAACUCGCCCAAAGAACCACACUGUCGUCAAGCAUUUUUUACCCCCUCCGUCAAAUGACAUUGUCAAUUACACGUCAUUGUUUGACAAGGAGUUUCUGCAUCUUCUUGUAGAUUUUCAAGACAUGAUAAAAAAGUUAUCUGUGAAAUAUGAAAAUCAACUUAUCCGGUUGGAGGAUAUUUGUUACAGACCAACAGGCCAAGCCUGCGCUGAAAUUAGUGUCCUUGAAUACUGGCAAAAUAACCACACAGCUAUAGACAAGAUCAAAAUGGGUGACUUUGGAUUUUUCACCAUAGCAAACUACCUGGAUCAUCUAACAAAAUGUUCUUCAUAUCCCCAGGCGUAUGAUGGCACACUGAACAUUUCCUGUGUUUCCACGUCAAAUCAAACCAUAUACCCCAACAUGGUCUUCGCUGGUUAUGGAGGAGAAAAUGAAGUGGAAUAUUACAAUAACACCAUUGCUUUUGUCACUACGUUUCUGGUGCAGAAUUACCAGGAUGAUCGCAUGAAUGCCGUAGCUCGUGCAUGGGAAGCAGGGUUCAGAGAAUUUGUGGAGACCUUCCCUAAAACCAACAUGACAGCUUCGGUUCAUACCCCUACCUUUUAAUGAAUAGCGAUGUACAUUCAUUCUAAGACUAUAAGAUACAUGUAUCCCUCUCUUUGAUACAUAAAAUUGCAUAAACAGUCAUACAGAUAUUGAAUAUUUACAUUUCAUAGCAUGAGUUUUAUAUUUUCUACAUAAGAAUUAUAUGUACAUAGAUGGUUGGAAAAAAUAGUGAUAUGAGCUAGGUUAUACCGUCAAGAUUGUCGAGCUAUUAUUAAAGGAUGUUUUUGCAUACAAAACAAAAUGGUGUGCAUCUUCUAAGAGUCCACAUGAACACUUAGAGUCUGCAAUAAUAUUAUGUCUGUGUAAAUUAUAUGGGCUGCAAUAACAUUACAUCUUUGCUAAUCAUAA
This is a messenger RNA of Ostrea edulis (European flat oyster), 1841 nucleotides long. Its product is annotated as NPC intracellular cholesterol transporter 1-like. The record is from RefSeq and is a predicted model, not a curated record. Lineage: Eukaryota; Metazoa; Mollusca; Bivalvia; Ostreida; Ostreidae. Bases 93 to 1493 code for a protein of 466 amino acids. The transcript is spliced from 7 exons.